AUGGCUUCGAUUACUGGCCGCAGAGGGGAGUCCUCUACCCAGAGCUCCAAUCCCGCCCAAGCUCGCUUUGCGCAAUCGUCACCGGCGAACGACGACCCUGCGCAAGGCUCUCAAGAUGCUGACAAGCCCAAGAAGAAGAAGCACAGAGCCGGAAAGAAACACCGUCGCAACCGCCGCCAGUCCUUUGCAGCUCCCUCGGAGGAUCAGACGGACAACGGCGACGUAGAAGAGGGCAGGCCGAGCUUGGUGGAGGCUCGACAGCCGAGUGACCACCGCCAAAGCUUCUACAGGCUAGGGCAGGCGAACCGCAGUAAUACCAGUCUCGAAAGCGAGGCUCUGCUGGAUCAUCGUAACCACAGCACUCUUCAAGCCCGACGACAGAGCAUUCAUCCAGGCCCCUUCCAGCCCCCGGGCGGUCAGCAGUACAAGCAUCGUCAAUCGAACGUCUUCGGUGCAAGUAGGUCGAAGCUGUCAAAGAUACAGAAGUCGUCCGAUCGUGAAAGCGAAGAGGAGGGCAACACCGACGACCGCACACCGCUCAUCCCACCUUCUCAACAAAACAGUCCCACGUCUCGAAACAGAGGAUAUGGAGGCUUUCUUGGCCCGUCGAGCGGUGGCCAGCGCCCCCGCCGCAGAUCGACCGGCUCCAGUCACUCGCAUCGUAGUCGGGACAAGAGGACUAUCCUUGACCCGCCAGAACCUCCCAGAGAAAGCUUUCCCGAAUACGAUGUCAACAACCCGCCAUCAGUUCCUGUUAGUCCAAGAAUGGGGGCGGAGAUGCCUUAUGAAGACGUCAUGCUCAUGGGAGACUUGGAGCGGGAAACGUCCCGCGAAAGCCGUGGAUCACGGCUGUUGUCAGGAGAUGCGCUCAUUGAUAUCGACGGAGAUGGCAGCGAAGCAUCGCCCAAGAGCAAACCGGACGAUAUGAGGAGGCGCAUGACCAUGAGUGCCGAAGACGACGUGUGCUUUCCUCAAGAUGUCAUGUCCGAGACAGCCCACGAUGACGAUGAAAUGCACGAGGAACCCCGUCGAAGAUCCCGCCACAGCAGGCGCAGAAGGUGGCCCGAACUGUCGGUGCUGGACGACUACGCUCGCCAGGAGAAGAAAGAACGGACGAUGGAAGGUCUCCGAGCAAGGAAGGUCAGCGAGCCGUUGAUGGUCGGCGGACGCUUGCGCCCACAGAAGAGACUCUGGCAUCGUGAGGACGACGAUGCUCCCUACAGGUUCACGUAUUUUAACGAGGAAUUCGAGAGCACGAUUCACAGUCAGACCAUCUCGGAGCUAGUACAACCAGGGCAGACGUUCCGAGACCUUUUCUUGCCGGAUCCUCCUCUGCUUGAGGACGAGAGCUCGUCUGAGGAGGAAGACGAGUCACACCCACAGCCCACACAACACCACAUGCCUCCAUCAGAUCGCAAGACUGAUACAUCCAACAAUGGUGCAUCUGGCAGUGCAUCCCGACAACCCUCUAUGAUUAGUAUGCGUGAUCACAAGCCGCAGCAUCAUCCGUCGUCAGGCGAACAAACAGGCUCCAAUAGCCCUGGGGGAUCUCGCACUCCAAAGGGGCAAGGACAGAAGCGCUAUGGCCCACGCCCUGUCUUCUGGCUUGACGUACUCUCACCCACUGAUGCCGAGAUGCGUGUAAUCUCCAAGGCGUUUGGUAUCCACGCCCUAACAGCCGAAGACAUAAUGAUGCAAGAAGCGCGCGAGAAGGUCGAGCUGUUCAAGAACUACUACUUCGUCAACUACCGCACCUUCGAGCAAGACACCAACUCAGAGAACUUCCUCGAUCCGGUAAACAUGUACGUCGUCGUCUUCGGCGAGGGCGUAAUAAGCUUCCACUUCAGCAUGACGCCCCAUCCCGCCAACGUCCGACGGCGCAUCCGGCAGCUCAGCGACUACCUGAUCCUGAGCAGCGACUGGAUCUCGUAUGCCAUCAUCGACGACAUCACGGACGUCUACGCGCCGCUCAUCGAGCGCAUCGAGGAUGAAGUCGACGAAAUCGACGACGCGAUCCUUGGCCUGCACUCUCCGGAAGAUAAUUCCGAUAACGCGGCCAAGAAGAUGGCCAAGGCCAAGGAACUCGAAUACGAGAAGCAGUCCGAGGCAGGGGACGCAUCGGGCGGUGAUUCCGGCGGCGACAUGCUGCGCCGGGUAGGCGAGUGCCGCAAGAAGGUGAUGAGUCUGUACCGGCUGCUGGGCAACAAAGCGGACGUGAUCAAGGGUUUCGCGAAGAGGUGCAAUGAGCAGUGGGAGGUUGCGCCUAGGAGCGAGAUCGGGCUGUAUUUGGGAGAUAUCCAGGAUCACAUUGUCACGAUGACGGCGAAUUUGAGUCAUUACGAGAAUCUUCUAAGCCGCGCCCACUCCAAUUACCUGGCCCAAAUCAACAUCCGCAUGAACGAGCGCCAGGAGCAGACCGCCGACGUGCUCGGCAAACUAACCGUCUUGGGCACCAUCGUCCUGCCCAUGAACAUCGUUACCGGCAUGUGGGGCAUGAACGUCCUGGUGCCGGGCCAGAAUGUCGACAGCCUGUGGUGGUUCUCGGGCAUCACAGGCGGCUUGCUCAUUUUUGGGCUGACGAGCUAUUUUAUCGCCAAGAGGGUUUACGGGAUUGUGUAA
This is a messenger RNA of Coniosporium apollinis CBS 100218, 2619 nucleotides long. RefSeq lists its product as uncharacterized. Gene Ontology annotation, cellular component: plasma membrane. Gene Ontology annotation, molecular function: magnesium ion transmembrane transporter activity. The record is from RefSeq and is a predicted model, not a curated record. The coding region runs from base 1 to 2619 and encodes 872 amino acids. Gene Ontology annotation, biological process: magnesium ion transmembrane transport; intracellular magnesium ion homeostasis. NCBI's taxonomy places the organism in Eukaryota, Fungi, Ascomycota, Dothideomycetes. The transcript has 3 exons.